AUGAGGGCACAGAGCGAUGGGAGCGGCACCUGCCGCCUGCCCGGCCCCGCCCGGCCCCGCCUGUCCGGGGCCAUGGCCGGCCGUGCCCGCUGGCUCCCGGUGCUCUCGGCGCUGCUGCUGCUGCCGCCGGCGCUGCCCCGCCGCCCCUCGGGCUGCGCCGCCCUCGGGCUCUGCUGCCCCGGCCGCGACCGCGGCUGCCUGAGCGCCGGCCUGCGGCCCGACGGCUCCUCCGGGCCCUGCUACUGCGACCAGGCGUGCGCCCGCGCCCUCGACUGCUGCCACGACUACGCACGGGCCUGCCCAGCGAUCCCCUGUGUCGUAUCUCAGUGGAGUGCCUGGAGUGGCUGUGCAGAGCCUUGCAAGACAACCUAUCGCGUCCGGACGAGGCACAUCAUCCAGGAGCCCAGGAACGGGGGAGAAUCGUGUCCUGCUCUGGAGGAGAGGGCUGGCUGCGUGGAGUACUGGAGUCAGCAGGGAACAGAGUGCCAGCAGUCCCUCAUCCCAGCAUUAAUAACUACGGGAGGCUUUGGAAAAGCGAGGAAGAAAAGAGCUGCAGCUGAUGGCAGUGAAAGGGCAGGGUACUGCGUGCAGUUCCAGCUGGUGUCCCUGGCGCCGGGCUGCCGGCACGGCCAGCGCUGGAUGAGCGGGCUCCGGGAGGGGCUGCGGCUCUGCGUGGAGUGCCAGCCCCCAGCCCUGCACCGCCCGGGGCAGCCCUGCCGCGGGGACGGCGCCGCCAGCCCGCAGAAUCAGCUGUUGCACUGGCAGGCGGUGGGGAACCAUCGAUGCAAGGGAACCUGGAGGAGAAUUCGCCGGCUGGACACUUGUUCCUGCCCUUCUGUUCACAGUUUCUUGUUCAUCUGACCUCUCCUGGCAGUCCCUGCAAGCCCCAGUGUGCGGCAGCAGCAGAGCCCCAGCCAGAGCAGGGACUGCUCCGUGUCAGAGACUUUGCUUUCCCUGCCUUUCCAGAGGUGCUGGCUGGACACAGCCACCUGGAAUCCUCUGUGUGUGUGUGUGCGCUCCUCAAUUUACAAGGAAAUCAGGUGGGAACUGCCAAUCUCUUUUUUCCCUGAGAGAAUCUUGUCUGACCUUGAUGACUUCUUGCAAUUACUCCUUUCUUGAAAGGAAUGAGAAUUUACCAAAUAACAAAUCAAACAAAAAAGGCCAUAAGAAAUCAGGUUUAAUUAUUAUUUUUUAAAAGUCUUAAUGAAGAAUCAACAAUGCAAAAUAAAUUAAUCCAAGUGCCUUCUUUUUGUGGCAACAGCGCUUUGUGGAUACUUCCUGCUCUUGCUUGUGAUUCUGUUCCUUCUAUUUUCAUCCUCCCUGGCCUCAUAAUUUCAUUUGGCCCUCAGUCUUAGAGAGGGUUGAUCUUG
Molecule: messenger RNA, 1370 nt
Organism: Zonotrichia leucophrys gambelii
Lineage: Eukaryota; Metazoa; Chordata; Aves; Passeriformes; Passerellidae
Product: somatomedin-B and thrombospondin type-1 domain-containing protein-like
Exons: 5
Coding region: 1-861 (286 amino acids)
Source: RefSeq, a predicted model, not a curated record